This is a messenger RNA of Microsporum canis CBS 113480, 282 nucleotides long. RefSeq lists its product as hypothetical. Bases 1 to 282 code for a protein of 93 amino acids. The record is from RefSeq and is a predicted model, not a curated record. Lineage: Eukaryota; Fungi; Ascomycota; Eurotiomycetes; Onygenales; Arthrodermataceae. The transcript is spliced from 2 exons.
AUGGCCGAUAAAUACAACCAGCCUCCAUCCUACCCCCAGCCCACCCAGGGCCAAGCUGGCGACUACUACCAGCAGGGACCGCCUCCCCAGCAGUACGGCCAGCAGCCAUACGGCCAGCCUCAGCAGCAGUACUAUCCUCCACAGGGCGCUCCCCAGCAGCCCAUGUACUAUCAGCAGCAGCCGCCCGUGGACGACCGUGGAAAGAGCAGCAGCAGCGGCGGCCUCUGUGCCGGUCUCAUGGCCGGUAUGGCCUGCUGCUGCUGCCUGGACAUCCUCUGCUAG